AUGGCUGCCGCUGACGUAGCUAGCAUCAGCCAGGCACCUGUCCCUGGCUAUAUUCAUGCCACCCCCUCUCGAGGUCUAUAUCGAGAUGUUGAUCAGGCAAUUCACGACUACAUCGGGGCUAGUAGUAAACUAGAGCACGACUUCAGCGAAGAUGAACCCUUUUUCGUUGCCGACCUAGGACAGGUGCUGAUACAACAUCAAAAAUGGCAAAAAUACCUUCCAAUGGUUGAGCCAUUCUAUGCAGUGAAAUGCAACCCGGACCUGCCUCUUUUGAGAUACCUAGGGACACUCGGUACUGGCUUUGACUGUGCCUCGAUUGAAGAGAUUCGGACUAUGCUCUCUUGGGGGGUUGAACCUUCGCGCAUAAUCUUUGCCAACCCAUGCAAAAGCCCGUCCUCGGUUCGAUUUGCAAGGAGUGUUGGGGUCUACCGAACGACAUGUGACAACAUUGACGAGCUUGAAAAGAUACACUUCAUCAUGCCUGAGGCUAUGAUAGUGUUGCGCCUUUUCGCUUCAGACCCAGAAGCCAUGACCGACCUCAGUGAUAAGUUCGGGGCCACUAAGGACGUUGCGCUCGAUCUUCUCAAGCGUGCCCGACAGUUAGGGAUGAAUGUUGAAGGAGUCAGUUUCCACGUAGGGUCUGGCUCCCGGAGCGCCACGGCAUUUGAGACAGCUCUACGAGAUUCUAAGCAUAUCUUGGAGGUAGCACGAUCCUUAGGCUUCAAAUCCAAUCUACUUGACAUCGGUGGCGGUUUUCUCGACGAACACUUCGUCAUAGUUGCGGAGAAGAUUCGCUGCUUCAUUGAGACGGAAAUACCCAGUGACAUACGCGUCAUUGCAGAGCCAGGCCGCUUUUAUGUUCAAAAUGCGUACAGUCUGGUAACUAAAGUGAUCGCUAGACGACAAGCGACCUCUCAGCAUGGUGUAUCUACCAUAGGUAUGCUGUACCAAAACGAUGGAAUUUAUCGAAAUUUCAUGAAUGCCGUCUUCGAGAACCUAAGGCCGGAGCCCCAACUGAUCAGAUCGAACAUUAACCCUAUUGGGCCAGAGGCACCUAGAAGAACACGCUGUGAGCAUGAAUAUCAUAUCUGGGGGCCGACAUGCGACUCGAGGGACAGCAUCACGAAAACCGCCAUCUUUGAUUCGGAGGUCUUGGUUGGUGAUUGGUUGAAGUAUAAAGAUAUGGGAGCUUACACUUUGGCAAUGGCUACACGGUUCAACGGUUUCGAUAGCCAGUGCAAGAUAGUUUACGUUUCUAGCAAACUCUAG
Annulohypoxylon maeteangense is the source of this 1269-nucleotide messenger RNA. Its product is annotated as pyridoxal-dependent decarboxylase. Lineage: Eukaryota; Fungi; Ascomycota; Sordariomycetes; Xylariales; Hypoxylaceae. Gene Ontology annotation, molecular function: ornithine decarboxylase activity. The coding region runs from base 1 to 1269 and encodes 422 amino acids. The record is from RefSeq and is a predicted model, not a curated record. The transcript has 4 exons. Gene Ontology annotation, cellular component: cytoplasm.